AUGGCUCCGGCCGGCACGCCGAAUGGCUUUGAGCCUGAGAAGGUUGACGUCCUCAUUGUGGGAGCUGGACCAGCCGGUCUUAUGAUGGCAGAGUGGAUGGCCAAAUGCGGAAUCAAGACCAGAAUAUGCGACAAGCGCGGCACCAAGAUUUUCAAUGGCCAAGCCGACGGCCUCCAGUGCCGUACAUUAGAGAUAUUCGACUCUUUUGGGUUUGCUCACCGAGCUUGGAUCGAAUCAAAUCAUAUGCUGGAAAUUUGUCUUUGGAAUCCGGACAAGGACGGCAUAAUUCGUCGAAGCGAUAGGAUACCCGACACAAUUCCUGGAAUCAGUCGGUUUCAACAAGUUGUCCUCCAUCAAGGUCGUAUUGAGCGUUUCUUUCUCGAUUCAAUCGAAUCUUGCAGCGAUAUCCGUGUCGAGCGAGGUGUUAUGCCGUCCAAACUCGAACUCAACGAGGCUCUUGUGGAGGACAGCGACGCAUACCCCAUAACCGUCACUCUACGGCACCUCAGCGAGGAAGAAGCCACCCCCAAGCAGCAGAUUGGGACCUCAACAAACGGAACCUCUGUCCAAGAUGGACUGUUCCGAAGCAAUAUCGCGCCCGACGAUACACAGGACCUGUUGAACGCUUCUGCGCAACUCAAUGGCAAAGCCAACACCGAAGAGGUCAUACAGGCGAAAUAUGUACUCGGCGCUGAUGGGGCACAUUCCUGGGUGCGUAAUCAACUGGGGUUCAAGUUGGAGGGCGAAUCGACAGACUACAUCUGGGGUGUCCUCGACAUCGUCCCUAUUACCGACUUUCCGGAUAUCAGGAUGCGAUGUGCCAUUCAUUCCGCCAACGCCGGAAGUGUGAUGGUGAUCCCGCGGGAGAACAAGCUUGUCCGCCUGUAUAUCCAGCUAACGACCACGGAGAAGGUCGGUGACGGUGCUGGUGCCAGAGCCGACCGAUCCAAAAUCACACCCCAGACUAUCUUGCAGGCCGCACAACGCAUCAUUGCACCUUAUAAACUCGACUAUCGCAAACUCGACUGGUGGACUGCUUACCAGAUUGGGCAACGGGUCGGAACGCAGUUCUCUUCCCACGAGAGAAUCUUCCUUGCGGGAGACGCAGUACACACCCACAGUCCCAAGGCAGGUCAGGGAAUGAAUGUCAGUAUGCAAGAUGCGUACAACCUUGGAUGGAAAGUUGCCAAUGUCGUCAAGGGUAUAGCAAGUCACGACAUCUUGAAGACUUAUCAAUCCGAAAGACGUCGAAUCGCACAAGACCUGAUUGCGUUCGAUCAUAAAUUCUCCCGUCUUUUCUCCGGCCGGCCAGCCAAGGAUGUCAUGGACGAGGAAGGAAUCAGUAUCCAGGAAUUCAAGGACGCAUUUGAAAAGGGCAAUAUGUUUGCAAGUGGGAUUGCUGUUAACUACGGCUCAAGUCUGAUCGUCGCAAAACAAGGCAGCUCUACAGACCAAGGUGACGGAACCGAUGUCGGCGUGCACAACCAAGACUUCCAAGUCGUGUCGACACAGAGCCUCGCAACCAAGAUUGAAGUCGGCAAACGCAUCCCCAGCUACAAAGUGCUCAACCAAUCCGACGCCCGGCCUUCCCACCUUCAAGAACUCCUCAGAUCGAACGGCCGAUGGCGCAUCAUCACGUUCGCCGGCGACGUCACAAACCCCGAACAAGCAGCGAAAUUGAAAAACAUUGGCGCAAAGCUCGCCGCGCCAAACUCCUUCCUGAAACGUUUCACACCAAGCGCGGGACGGUACGACGAUGUAUUUGAAGUUCUCGCCGUCCACAACGCCCCUAGAACACAGGUCUCAUUCUUCGAUUUCCCGGAAGUCUACAGAAACUUUGACGAGGUGGAAGGGUGGGAUUAUUGGAAGAUUUUCGUCGAUGACGAGUCGUACCACGAAGGGCAUGGGCAUAUCUACGAGAAUCUCGGCAUCGAUCCCGCCGGUUGCUCUGUCGUGCUUAGACCUGAUCAGUACGUGUCCUAUGUCGGUCCGGUGGACGCGUACGAUGAGCUGGAUAAGUUCUUUUCCGGGUUCAUGGUACCGCAGGCUCAAGGGAAGAAAGUGGUAGUUCCAUAG
This is a messenger RNA of Exophiala spinifera, 2076 nucleotides long. RefSeq lists its product as uncharacterized. Gene Ontology annotation, molecular function: FAD binding. The transcript has 5 exons. The coding region runs from base 1 to 2076 and encodes 691 amino acids. NCBI's taxonomy places the organism in Eukaryota, Fungi, Ascomycota, Eurotiomycetes, Chaetothyriales, Herpotrichiellaceae. The record is from RefSeq and is a predicted model, not a curated record.